UGCGAAAAUAAGCUUAUGAAAAAAAAAAAAAAAGGUACCGUAGCAUCCUCGGCGCUGUGAGCUUGCGAUCAGGAACUCUCUAUCGCUUAUGAAAUUAAUACGGCCCAAAAUCGUAUGCUCAGAAGGCGCGUAUAAAACCAAGAGACUUAUCCACCAGAUGGAAGGAUCUCUCAUUUGAUCGCUCUACAGCAGUUCAGCGCAUUCUCAUUCAUCUCUAUAUCUUCGUACUCCUACUUAUAAGGGGAAUCACUAUUGCACCAUGUCUUCCACCGCAAUACUUACUCUCCUCUUCUCGACAGCUGUCGUUGCUCUUAACCCCAGCUGUGCCCCCGGGGGAAACUUCGACUUGAGCAAAUGGAAUCUCCAACUUCCCAUAGGCAGUGUUGGUAGUCCCACCACCAUAUCUAGUUCCGCUCUAGAGGGCUGCAAUGGCUACCAAGACCCGGGCCACCAGUACUUCUUCACGGAGAGCGGUGACGGUGCAUUGGUGAUGAAGGUGCCUGGCUCGCCCUCCUCAUCAGGCUGCGUUACAACACCCAACAGUCAACACUGUCGGACCGAACUGCGCGAAAUUAGCCCAUCUAGCUGGGAUCCCAACGCAGCGACCAACCGACUUAGCGCGACUCUCAAAGUCACCCAGGCCGACGAUAGCAGUCAUGGCACAGUGAUCGGACAAAUCCACAUUGACGACAGCAUCUCGAGCAAGCCUGUCUGCGAGCUGUUUUACAACAGCAACGGCGAUAUCUCCAUCGGCGUUGAGCAGACACGUAGUGGUGGAAACGAAGUUGUCACAUAUGUCGAUAAUGUGCCGGUAGACACGACUUUUUCAUAUGAGAUCCAGUAUGAGUCGAACGUGCUCAGCGUCAGCAUCAAUGGCGGCGCGGCCAAGACGUUCAGUACUUACAGUCUGGAUGCGCCAAAGAGCUAUUUUAAGGUGGGGAACUACAAUCAGGGAGACAGUCCGUCGGAUGUUCACUUCUUUGCGAUCUCAACGCAGCAUUAAACUUCAGCGGGAAGUCGAGAUUACUGCUCUACUUAAACAUCUUGGAGAAGGCGAAUCCUUUCCAUUCUAUCACGGACAUACCCUAUCACGAUCUACAUCGUCCUCAUACAUGAUUAGGAAUUGUAAAAUAACGCAUAUGGAGCAUACUUUAAAUAUCCAUUAAGUAUCAGCCAUUUCUUUUCUGGAUGGUUCUGCCAGCCACUUUAAGCUGGGGCGGGUUCUAUUUAUGGAUCGUGCACUCCGCGUUCUAGACCACUGAUAUCCAACCAAAACACAUUUAAAACAUGA
This is a messenger RNA of Paecilomyces variotii, 1291 nucleotides long. Its product is annotated as polysaccharide lyase family 7 protein. The coding region runs from base 260 to 1003 and encodes 247 amino acids. The transcript has a single exon. NCBI's taxonomy places the organism in Eukaryota, Fungi, Ascomycota, Eurotiomycetes, Eurotiales, Thermoascaceae. The record is from RefSeq and is a predicted model, not a curated record.